Rhododendron vialii is the source of this 1059-nucleotide messenger RNA. RefSeq names its product 2-C-methyl-D-erythritol 2,4-cyclodiphosphate synthase, chloroplastic-like. The coding region runs from base 126 to 824 and encodes 232 amino acids. Gene Ontology annotation, molecular function: 2-C-methyl-D-erythritol 2,4-cyclodiphosphate synthase activity. NCBI's taxonomy places the organism in Eukaryota, Viridiplantae, Streptophyta, Magnoliopsida, Ericales, Ericaceae. Gene Ontology annotation, biological process: terpenoid biosynthetic process. The transcript is spliced from 3 exons. The record is from RefSeq and is a predicted model, not a curated record.
CACGCGUCCACCUAGUUACCGAUUUUCACCAACCCUCGUGUUGCUCGAGCACAAUUUCUAAUCACAACCCUCACUAACAGGAGGAAUUCAAAUCCAUUGAUUUUCACGAAAAUUCAACCACGGCGAUGGCCACCAGCACCACCGCCCUCUAUUCAAUCCCAAUUUCAAACCAAACAAGCACUAAAAACUCACUCCCCCUCUCUUCUCUCUCUCCUCGCACCUCCCCCUUUCUCUCUCUCCGCUCAUCCUCCAGAGCUCCUCCGCCGUCGGCGGCGGCAGUGACUGCUGGCGCGGUUAUCGAAGCUGAGCGACAGACGACUACCAGCGCCACUCCGUCGAAGUCUCUGCCGUUCAGGGUGGGACACGGGUUCGAUCUCCACAGGCUGGAGCCUGGGUACCCUCUCAUCAUCGGGGGCAUCGAUAUUCCUUUCGAAAAAGGCUGCGAAGCUCACUCCGACGGAGAUGUGUUGCUUCAUUGUGUUGUCGAUGCAAUUUUGGGUGCUUUAGGGCUUCCGGACAUCGGGCAGAUCUUCCCAGACAAUGAUCCCAAGUGGAAAGGUGCGGCAUCAUCUGUUUUCAUCAAGGAAGCUGUGAGACUGAUGCACGAGGCAGGCUAUGAGCUCGGAAACUUAGAUGCCACUUUGAUUCUUCAAAGGCCGAAGCUGAGCCCACACAAGGAGGCUAUCAGGGCAAAUUUGUCGAACCUUCUUGGCGCAGACCCUUCUGUUGUGAACCUGAAAGCGAAAACUCAUGAGAAGGUCGACAGCCUUGGGGAAAACAGGAGUAUCGCAGCACACACGGUUGUUCUUCUUAUGAAGAAAUAGAAGAUUGCCAUUUCCAAACAUAAUACUGUCUUUGUUACUGUUGUAUGUAUACUGCUUACGAGGACCCAAUUGAAUGUUAUUUCAUACAGUUGAAUAUAGGCAGAAUGCAAUGGGUUUUUUAACAGAGUCUCAUAUUGUUACUGUCCUGUUCAUAGUUGAAAUGCAGUAUUUCUGGUGUUGGAGCCUAUUCCUCUCUUUUGGAUGAUGGGUAAUAAAGUGGUGAUUUUACAGUGUA